Molecule: messenger RNA, 1839 nt
Organism: Saprolegnia parasitica CBS 223.65
Lineage: Eukaryota; Oomycota; Saprolegniomycetes; Saprolegniales; Saprolegniaceae
Product: TKL/DRK protein kinase
Exons: 3
Coding region: 55-1839 (594 amino acids)
Biological process (GO): protein phosphorylation
Molecular function (GO): protein kinase activity; ATP binding
Source: RefSeq, a predicted model, not a curated record
GGUUUCGCAGAACGUGACAGCGAGUCGCAGAGUAGUCCCACAUCGCAAUCUGCCAUGGCCUCGCCAGUCUCGACCGAGUCGGCCGACGUUGUCGCGCGCUGCAAGAGCCUCGCGGCGCAAGGCGUCACCAGCGCCGCGAGCGUGCCCAGCACCCCGCCGACGAGCGUGGCGGCGCGCCUCACGCGCGUCGGCCUUGGCUGGAAUGACCUCUCGACCUUGAUGAAGCAAGCGCUUCUUUGGGACCACGGCCUCGUGCAGACCGACGCGACGAUGUUGACGCAAGUGUACACGAGCUGCGAGAGCGACGGCGUCGGCAGGGCCAUGGCCUCGAUUGGCCUCACCAAAGCCGAGGUCGCUGCCGCCGGCGUCGCGAUCGCGGCCUGCCCCGCAUCCACCGGUAGCUACGCGCGCCAGGACCUUGGUUCGUUCCCGCUCAAGCUCACCAAGUGCGCGGUCCCGCUCAAGAGCGCGUUUACGAGCAAUGCGAGUGUGUGGAGCCAAGACGCGCUCGGAUCGAAUCGGCCGUUUGACCUGCGUGUGUACCAGCACUCGGCGACGUCCGGCGCCAUCAUGGCCAUCCACGCGAUUAGCGCUGGCGGCGCCGACUCAGGCACGACGACGUCGAUCGGGUCGUGCCCUUUGACGCCCGGCGGCCUCGCCAUUCCGUGCGCCGUCUACUCGACCGCGGUCGUCUCGUCGAGCAGCGGCAGUGGCGCUGUCCCCAAGUGGUGCAUUCCGCCGACCUCGGACGCCAUGACCACAUGGCUUCUCGAGGUGCGGGCAACGAGCAAGCCGGCGGCGUCCGACGCGUCGUCGUCAACCGCCGCGAUUGUGCUCGGUGUGCUCCUCGGCGUCGUGCUGCUCGCGGUUGGCGGCUACUGGUUUCUCGUACUCCGCAAGCCGCGCAAGAAGAAGCGACGAGCGACCGACUCGCCGGGGUUCCUCGGCAAUGCGUUCUUGCGCCACAACAACCAGCGCCGCGACCUCGAGCCCGAAGACGAAGACUCGUACGAGCGCCAGCUCCAGGAAAUGAACGUCGGGACCGCCGCCGCGUCACUCAAGCUCAACGCGUUCGAGCACGACCCCUGCCACCGUAUUUUGUCCAAAGGCGCAUACGGCGAAGUCUGGCUCGGCUCGUUCCGCGGCAAGGAAGUCGCGAUCAAGAAGAUUCUGCACGCCAAGCGCCACGACACGUUUGAGCUCGAGUGCUUUACGGAAGAGAUUCGUAUCAUGGCGGCGCUGGACCACCCGCACAUCGUCCACCUCAUUGGCUUUGCGUGGGACACGCUCACGAACCUCUGGUACCUCGUGGCCAACAUGGAGUUGAGCUGGGACGCCAAGCUGCGUCUGGCUGUCGGCACGGCGCGGGCGCUCGCCUACCUCCAUGGCCGGUCCCCCGCGGUGAUUCACCGGGAUCUCAAGAGCAAGAACAUCCUCGUCUCGGAUGCUGGCGAAGCGAAACUGAGCGACUUUGGCAUCUCCCGUACCCGUGUCGCGGACGAGACCAUGACCGUCGGGGUGGGCACGGUGUACUGGACCGCCCCCGAAGUGCUUCUGGGUCAAAAGUACACGGAGCAAGUCGACAUUUACUCGUUUGGCGUCGUGCUCUGCGAGCUCGAUACGCACCGCGCGCCGUACGCUGACAUGCAAGAGGUCGCGCAAAUGGCGAUCGCCCAGCGCGUCGCAACGCAUCAGUUCCGCCCGCCGUUUAGCGCCAAGUGCCCGAAGCUCGUGAAAGACCUUGCCGACCGCUGCAUGGCCCAGGACCCGAGCGCGCGCCCGAGUGCGCAGGAAAUCGUCGACCUCAUUGAGCUCUGGAAGGGCUGGAAACAGGCCUAG